UUGCACCGCGCUGCACCGCACGGGCCUGGCCCCACGCCUAGCGUUUCCAGAAGAUUGCCCUCUUCGGACUAAUCGCUCGGCGCCUCUCGUGAGAAGCGGUGAGCUCGCUGGCCUGCCAGAUGCGCGCUCUGCUGGCCGCGCCCCACCCUGCGCCCACCACGACCGGAAGCUAUCGCUCCAUCCCCGGCCACCACGCUGUCGAAGAGCUUCCAUGCCCGAUCCUCGAUGCUUCCAUUUCCCCGCUCGCCUGCGUCCGGCCUGCCAGAGGCGUACACGUUCGUCCCGGCCCACGGGGUCUGAGUCUCCCACCCUUCUCACACCACGAUGGCCUUCUGGGGAACUGUGAGACCUCGCUCAAUCUCGCAAUAUCGGCUCCCGCUUCUCAUCUCCCGCCCCCGAGUCAUUCCUCUUACCACAUUGUCCCGCGCCGUCGUGCGCCUUUCUGGAACGACUCAGCGCCGCUUCGGUGCCAUGCAGGUGCCGCCCCAAGCUUGUCGUCGAUCGUGGGGCUGUCUCACGCCGUGCCGAAUCUUUGGCCGCGAGCCCUCCGUGCCCCCCCUCCCUUCAACAGGCCAGGCCGCGAGCGGUGACCGGUCAGAGGGCGCGAGUGGCGAGCUCUUCGGGUGCGGUGAGCCAUCGGCAGCGAACCGAAGCCGUGGAUCCCAGGGUCCAGAGGGGGCGCAUCUCGUCGAGAUUGCGCGCAAAAGCCGCGGUUGGCUGCGAGUGACCCAGCUCACAGACGGGGUUGCCGCCGGCAGUUCUUGACGGCCGGACGGGCUGAACGGCGA
Aplosporella prunicola CBS 121167 is the source of this 788-nucleotide messenger RNA. RefSeq lists its product as uncharacterized. Lineage: Eukaryota; Fungi; Ascomycota; Dothideomycetes; Botryosphaeriales; Aplosporellaceae. Bases 120 to 590 code for a protein of 156 amino acids. The record is from RefSeq and is a predicted model, not a curated record. The transcript has a single exon.